UAGCACCCAGAGGGCCUCAGGGAAACGACUAGGGCUGCAGGACCUAGGAAGAAGACGGCUCGGGAUUUGAAGGGGACGCGGUUAAUUAAGGUGGUGGCCGGGAGCUGCCCAGGACUGGAACAGAAGUUGGCCCAGAGAUUUAAAGGUUGGAGCGCCGAUGCUUUUAAAGCGACCGGGGCGAAUUCCCAUUCGGCGCCUACCUCCAAGCCAGCUGCCCCGCGCUGCGGGUGGGCUCUGGGUCUGACCUCCCAGCAACAUGGCAACCAGCGCCGUCCCCAGUGACAACCUCCCCACGUACAAGCUGGUGGUGGUGGGGGACGGGGGCGUGGGCAAGAGUGCCCUCACCAUCCAGUUUUUCCAGAAGAUCUUUGUGCCUGACUAUGACCCCACCAUUGAAGACUCCUACCUGAAACAUACAGAGAUUGACAAUCAAUGGGCCAUCUUGGACGUUCUGGACACAGCCGGGCAGGAGGAGUUCAGUGCCAUGCGGGAGCAGUACAUGCGCACCGGGGACGGCUUCCUCAUCGUCUACUCCGUCACCGACAAGGCCAGCUUCGAGCACGUGGACCGCUUCCACCAGCUCAUCCUGCGUGUCAAGGACAGGGAGUCAUUUCCCAUGAUCCUCGUGGCCAACAAGGUCGAUUUGAUGCAUCUGAGAAAAAUCACCAGGGAGCAAGGAAAAGAAAUGGCCAACAAACACAAUAUUCCGUACAUAGAAACCAGUGCCAAGGACCCGCCUCUCAAUGUGGACAAAGCCUUCCAUGACCUCGUUAGAGUAAUUAGGCAACAGAUUCCAGAAAAGAGCCAGAAGAAGAAGAAGAAAACCAAAUGGCGGGGAGACCGGGCCACUGGCACCCAUAAACUGCAGUGCGUGAUCUUGUGACGGCCUGAGUCCCUGGGCACAGUGACAGCGAACUUGCCAGCCCUCGGGACCCCUCCACUGCCUAACUGCACUGAAAACCAUUUCUAACCACAACCCUUGGCCUGAGGACUUGGCCCGGGAAGGGAGAGAGGAAGGGUGAGCUGGGAGCAGACAGGGCCUGGCUUUGCCAGAGGGCACGAGCUGUCUCAGAUCUCCCAUGAGACCAGGAAGCCACCUGUGAACAGAGCAGCCUUUAGCCCCUCACCGGUUGAUACACCCGGGUCCCCCCCUUCUCUUGGUGGGUGUGUUGUUCCUUUUAGCUACCUAGUGUUGGUUUGAUGUGGGCGUGUUUAUCCAUGUGCAACGUUCCAAACAAGCCAUGAUCCAGCUUCCCCCCGCCGCCUGACUCCAAGCCACAGUGUCUGAGCUCAGAUGUCUUUUGUAGAUUUUUAAAUUAUUUUAGUGAUGAUUAUUUUAUUUAGGGGGGGGGUCUGUGCCCACUGCCUGGUGGAAUCCCAGGUCUUCAGCAGACCUCACUGAUAACAUGGACAGGAUACUAUUGUUGUCUUCUUCAUUGAGUGCCAAACUCAACCCAGAAUGAGCAGAAUGGCCGAGAGGCCCGAAGUUAAUGGGAAUGGUAUGUAGCUGGGGGUAGUGGGGUAGGGGUCCUCAGGCCAUGGGUCAUACCCUGGAGGGAAAGCAGCCCCACUCAUUGCCUAGAAACUGAGGAGAAGAGAGAUGCAUUUACCCAGAGGGCUUUUGCUGAGGACGCAGAUAUCAGAAGACAAAAUUUAUCUCACCGAGAUGAGUGGCAGGUGCAAGCAUGUCGUUUCUGAAAGGAGAGUUUGUUAUUAUUGUCCUGAAAAAAUAUAAACUAAGGUGAGUGAGUGGCUUUGCACAAAAGUGCAUUUAUUUUCAGACAGCAUGGGUUCGGUUGUUCUCCCCAGGCCGGCGAGAGGCCCUGGGUUUCUCAGAUCUUCUCCUGCUCCUGUGCAUCACCUGUGCUGCCCAGGGUUUCUCUGAUACAAACUCACUGUCAUGUCCAAGGAAGCCCCUGUGGACUCCCUCCAGAAAACUCAAGGUCACACAGAAUCUUAACCACAAAAGAUUCAGUCUGGAUCUCCCUUAAACAUUACCAGGACCUGAAGCCAUUUCCCUGUGAGUCAACCGACCACCACCUCUGUUAAGCCCAGUUACUGAGCAAACCCCUUCCCUUCAAGGGUUAGCGGAUUCCUUGUCUCUUUGGCACACACUUUUAUUACCCUCUUGGAACUCGACAGUAAUACAAGAGCAGAGGAGAAAAGAAGGUAGGGCUCAUGAUGGGACUCCCAGGUAUCUGUUUCUGCAUGGGACAGUCCCCCCUGAGAAUGCCCACCUCCCUCUCGGGUGCUGCUUGUGGGAGCAAAGACGGGAUAUUUCCAGCCCUGGUUGGAGUGGAGGGGCAGCCAGAACAACGGUGCCCCCUCUCAGAGGAGGUCAGAAGAUGAGGUGGCUUGGUGAGUGACCUUCUUCCCCAGGUGUUACAAAUCAGAUCGCUGUGCAAAUAGAACAGUCCCCACAGGUGACCAGGCUGCUCUCUGGAGAAAUAAAGACAUGGAAGGAAAGUCAAGAACAGUGAGCCUCCAACCAGUUGACCAGACACCCGGAAUCUUCUCUGUUCAGAAAGUGUGCCGGGAUCCUCACUCGGCCAGAUCACCAGCACCAAGGGAUCAGCCAGAAGAAUGAUUCUGCUGCAGGGGGGAACCCGUGUUGGUUGGAAAUCAAACUUCCUUUUUGUCAAAAUGCACCCCUUCCCUUUAUUUUUUCCUGUUCCUACAAGAAAGGAUAAGAGAGAACAUUCCAGAUGAGGCAUUUCAGAGUUUCCAGGAUCCUAUAAUGUUAGCGAGUAUUUUAAACACUAAAAGGCCACGGCUCUUUCUAACCCUGAGGCUCCUCUGAGCCCGGUCUGCAGCAGGCACGUGAGUGGUUUUGUGUGUGGUUUCAUCUCCAGCUGCAUCCUCAAGAUGCAGAGCAAUGAGCACAGGGGUGCUUUGCAUUGGGAGUGGCAGAGGAGGACAGGAAGCCCUGCACACAGGGCAGCGGCCACUGCCAGAGAACUACCGAGCACCACCCACCACCAGCACACCCCCUGCCCACAGGGCGCUGCAGCUCUAACCGCACCCACUGGGGUGUCUCAUUGGAAGCAGACCUACAACAGGGCCCUGAGCCAUAAAGGUAACCAGAAGAGGGGUUUCCCCAUCCUGGUUCCCCUCACAUACAAACGGGGUGGUGUAUCUGCCACCAUCCCCAUCUUCCAGAGCAUCUAUCCUAAACUCAAGCCACAGCUGGACUCCACAGGGCCUAAGGAGACUCUGGUUAAGGGUUGGCCUCUGUUUUGGGACCAAUGGUGCGCUUUCUCCUAUGACCUCAUUUCCCCCUUUGGUUAGGUGGAUAGAUAACACCCCAUCUUUAGAAAUGGACCCUUGGAGAGAUGCUUCUCCAGCUACCCAGGUAGGCUGAAGUGGAGUGUAUCCAGGAACAUCCCUAGUAUAUCUCUGUCCCCACCUGACCUGGCAGGGUCAGUCUGGGGAACCUGAUAAUCAUGCUACUCCAUGACUGAGGGGCCUACGGGGCUUGUGGCUGGACCAUCGUCAUGUUCCCACAGCUUUUCCUGAGAGUAGUACUACCUGCACAUGCCCUAGAGCAUACCCUUCCUGAAAUCCCCUCAUCCCGUGGCUUAGUCCUUGUGUGCUCUCAGAUUUCCUCCUAUUCUGACACCCUCCUCAGAGGGUUCCAUUUCUCCCCAGAGGUAACCCAAGACCCAUCUUCCCCAUCCCCGCAGGCUGGGGCUGGGGCACACAGGGGACAUCUGGAUGGUUUAUCUUAGGACUUUGCUCACCACCUUCUCGUGGUACUUGAUAUGGAGGGUACCAUGAGACCUGGUGUGACCUGUCUCACUUCACCAGGAGACAUGAUCUACUAACAUGUGUCAGCUCUAACCCAAAGGCCCCUCUGACAGGUCCCAGUAAAUCCAGAGCCACAAACAGGUCCCCUCCAUUAGCAGCCCGUUGGGUUGGAAAUUCCAUGUCAGAUUUACUUAGAAGGAGAUACUUGAAUCGCUGAGUGCCGCUGGGUGCCCAGCUUCUGUUUCACAGUAUUAACAGGUGGCCGUUGUUGUGAAACGAGAGUGAAGCCUGAACAUCUCGAUGAUGCUUGAGCCUUUUAUGUAACUUUUUAUUAAGUCUUUGUGUAUCUUGACUCAUUAAUAAAGAAAUGAAGAGAU
Molecule: messenger RNA, 4124 nt
Organism: Ictidomys tridecemlineatus (thirteen-lined ground squirrel)
Lineage: Eukaryota; Metazoa; Chordata; Mammalia; Rodentia; Sciuridae
Gene: Mras
Product: muscle RAS oncogene homolog
Biological process (GO): signal transduction
Cellular component (GO): membrane
Molecular function (GO): GTPase activity; GTP binding
Source: RefSeq, a predicted model, not a curated record